This is a messenger RNA of Coregonus sp. 'balchen', 9042 nucleotides long. The record is from the annotation of a GenBank genome assembly. Lineage: Eukaryota; Metazoa; Chordata; Actinopteri; Salmoniformes; Salmonidae.
UUGGCAUCGUAACGUUACUGUCUCACGCAGCAGUGCUAUCGAGCUAGCUAGGCUAUUAGCUAGUCUUCCGAUAUUGUAGCUGAGACGCACCGGCUACAACAACAUUACGGUGCUGUAUUGAGUCAUACCUCUGCCUAAAUUUAAGACAAAGAGUUGUAUCUAAUUGAAGGAACUGAAAUAUAGAUCUUCAAUAAACUAAUUGAAGAUGAUUAAGCUCUUUUCUCUGAAGCAGCAGAAGAAAGACGAGGAAUCUGCUGGAGGAAACAGAACAGGAGCCGGGGGUAAAAAAGCAAGCGCGGCCCAGCUUCGAAUACAGAAAGGUAGGCUAACUGGCUUCUUUAAAAUCAGAUGGUUUAUUUUUAAACCAUGAACAUAUUUGUUUAAUUAACUUGUCUGUCCACAUGGUUAAUAAACAAAGACACAACAAAAACGGGUGUGUAUUGCCAUAGGAGGCUGAGCUAGUUACCUAGCUAGUUGGCUAACCAUCUGGCUAACGUUAGCUAGCUAUUAUGAAAACAAAACUCAAAACGUCGCAGCCAGAAGAUGGUGAAGGCAGGGAGUCAACUCAAAUUUACAGCACUUCUUGUUAGUUAGCACCCUUGUAAGUUAGUUAAUGUGCCCUGCUAGUUAACUAGUGACUUAGAUAGCUAGCUAACUUACUGUAUAUUUGGUAAUUUGUUUAGUAGCUAGCUAAGUUAUCAAUGUUUCAAUUUAGAUGUGCCACUAAGCAGUUCGUGCAAAAGAGAAAACACAAGCUACCAGUAGCUACACCCAUUAAGCAGAUUAAAGUUAGUUAGCUUGCUACUUCUGUCUGAUGCUAACUAGUUCAAAAACGUGGGUUAUUAUUAUUGUUAAUUAUUCAACCGAAUAUCACAAAUGUGUCUUACACUAUUGAGGAUAUCACUAUUGGUGUUAUUGAGUAACGUAAAAGUAACCUUUGCUUUUCAUUAGUCAGCAACUUAUACAAUUCUAGUUAGCUGUACUGACUUGGAGUAACUAUCACUAGCCAGGAUGUUUGCCUCACUUACUUACUUACCAAGGUUGCAAACAUAGUUUCUGGCCAGUGUGUUGGAGUACACUGUUUGUCACAAAGUAACUGUGUACAACAUGUAGAUAGGCUAGUUAAUGUUAUUAAUGCAAAGAUACAUGUGAGACAUUGAAACUUUUCAUACCUUUCAUGACAGAACACAUGACACUUGGAACAGUUAAAGACUGACUGGGAGUUGGAUGGCAAGAAAUAUGUUUUAUAACCUCAGCCUUAUAAAGUAGUUACAGAGUUGUUAAGCCAGGUCUUUCGCUAAUAAUAUUGAUUCAAAAGUGAACUUGACAUUUCCAGCUGUCCAGAAUGAGGAAAUGCUGUGGUUGGAUAUAUGUGAAAAGACAUGAACCAUGUUUUGAAAAGCCCCACACAACCACGUAAACAAAUGUUUUCCCAGAUACUUGGAUAAUGGAAUUUAAACCACCCCUGUGAUGAGUGUGGUGGUUUUGUUCCAAUGGCUCAGUUGUUUGGUGCAUGAUCCUUGUAACACCAUGGACCUCAUAUAAGAUAUCCAGUUGGCCUUUAAUUCAAGCUGCUGUAUAGACUCAAGCCCAUGAUUUUGAAAGAUUAAGCUAAUCUUUGAUUUCAUAGUGGAUGAAGGCCACCUAAAACCAACGGGACCUAUAUACCGUGACCAAUAUACUUAAAGAAUGUUGUUUAGUUAUUAGGCUAGAGGACCACAACAUAGUCAGGAAUUGGUUUUCCUCAUUUUUAAGUGAACUGACUCUGUUCGCAUAUUAAACUCUGUAGAAAAAGAUCAGGUGUGUUAUUCAAAGCAGAAUAUAGGAAAUACUGCGGGGCGACCAUUACAGUUUGAAAGACCUCAGAGUGAGAGGGAAAAUACCACCACUGGUGUGGGAUCACCCCAGCACUUCAGAAGGAAUCAUUGGACGGUGUUCAUUGGACUGCGUUGCUCAGGUGCCUUCAAUACCAUUUACACGCCACUUUUUGUCAGUUUUUUUUAAAAAGCGGGAAAAAAUAACACUUUAGUUUUCAUAUUUCUGCCAGGCAGGUUUCAUUCAUGCCACUGAAAAGAAAUCGAUGCAAAAACUCUGUUAUUCAUUGAGACAUAUUAAUUUUCUCCUUACUCUCUCGCAGACAUCAAUGAGCUGAACCUCCCAAAGACGUGCGAGAUCGUCUUCCCCGACCAAGAUGAUCUGCUCAACUUCAAACUGAUCAUCUCACCAGACGAGGUCUUCACUCUUUCCUGAAACAAGUUGUAGCUACUAGCUACUUGUCAGAGAGAAUCCUCCAUAUGUCAUAUGUGUUUAUUAAACCUUUAACUAUUGUACUCAAACUUGUACAGUUGCAACUAAUGAAUGGUUUGUAAUGCUAACGUGGUGGCUUAUCAACUAAUAUCCAAGGAUAAAUACUUUGUACACAAUGUAUUAUUUAGCACUGUACAUUGACAUUAUCUCAUGCCAACCCACCAAACAGGCUAUGAACAGCAUUCAUAGAAACCCAUAUGUAAACACAUUCUCAGGUUAUUUUCUCUCUUUUUAGGGCUUUUACAAAGGGGGAAAGUUUGUCUUCAGCUUUAAGGUAAGGGGGCUUAAUGUGGGUGGACAGACAUCGGGACGACAUGAGUCACUACACCCUUGCUUUACUUUCACACUAAACUGUUGUUAAUGGCAUUACACCUACUUGAUAGCUAUUGUUUUGUGGUAUUUUUAGGGUCACAAUUUGGUAUCAGACGUUUUUAAUGUCAGUAUUGACUGGUUAAAGGCCCAGUGCAGUCAGAAAUGUGAUUUUCCUGUGUUUUAUAUACACUCAGUGGCCCGUUUUUGGUACACCCACCUACUACUGUGUCGGACCCCCCUUUGCCUCCAGAAUAGCCUGAGUUCUUCAAGGUGAUUCUACAAGGUGUGGUGUUCAAACGUUGCUCAGUUGGUAUCAAGGGACCACACCAUUACACCACCGCCAUCAGCCUGUACCGUUGACACCAGGCAGGAUGAGGCCUUGGACUCAUGCGACUUAUGCCAAAUCCUGUCUCUACCAUCAGUAUGACGCAACAGGAACCAGGAUUUUUCCCGCUCCUCAAUUGUCCAGUGUUGGUGAUCUCGUGCCCACUGGAGGCGCUUCUUGUUGUUUAUAGCUGAUAGGAGUGGAACCCGGUGUGGUCGUCUGCUGCAGUAGCCCAUCCGUGACAAGGUCAGACGAGUUGUGCGUUCCGUGAUGCCGUUCUGCACACCACUGUUGUACUGCGCCGUUUGUGGCCCGCCUGUUAGCUUGCACGAUUCUUGCCAUUCUCCUUUGAACUCUCAUCAACAAGCGGUUUUCACCAACAGGACUGCCGCUGACUGGAUGUUUUUUGUUUGUCGCACCAUUCUCGGUAAACCCUAGACACUGUCGUGCGUGAAAAGCCCAGGAGGAACCGACGCUCCUGGCACCUACGAUCAUACCACGCUCAAAGUCGCUUAGGUCACUUGUUUUGCCCAUUCUAACGUUCAUUCAAACAGUAACAGAAUGCCUCAAUGCCUGUCUGCCUGCUUUAUAUAGCAAGCCAUGGCCACGUGACUCACUGUCUGUAGGAGCUAACCAUUUUUGUGAAUGGGGUGGUGUACCUAAUACAUUGAUCACUGAGUGUAUAUUUCCACACUAUGAGGAUGGAAUAAUACUGUGAAAAUUAUUAUAAAGUCGUUUUAGUGUAAGAGCUGUUUUGAAAAGACCACCUGAAAUUUCGGCCUGUUUUAGUGGGAUGGAGUUUUGGCCUGCCUGGUGACAUCACUAGGCGGACAUUGGUUAAUAGACUAAUGAGAACCAGAGUUCCAAACCUUAAUUCCAAUAACAGCUAUUUUUUUCGUUUUCCCCUCUACACUCGGACUACUCCCAGACAGUCCCAGCAAAAUUCUUGCUUGAGAAACUGCUCUUUGCUAAGAAGCUGUUUUGGCUUCUUGUUUACCAUUUUAACUGAAAACAAUCACAGUAAGAUUCUUAUUUGUUACCCAGAAAUUAUUUGAUAUUGAGAUAAAAAUGGCUGCACUGGACCUUUAACAAAAGUUGUGCUGUUGCAUGUUUUUAGAUUCAAGCUGUUCUCUUUUUUGUUUUUCUGAUUCUAAAUGCCUUAAAGAGAUUCUCCGGUACUUGUGUAUACUUUUUAGACAGUAGUUCUGAAAGUAGCGCUCACAAGCCAAAAGUGGCCCCUGAAAAUGGUGUACUAAAUCACAUACGCUGAUACAAAACAUUAAGAGCACCGUCCUAAUAUUGAGUUGCCCUCAGAACAGCCUCAAUUUGUCGGGGCAUGGACUCUACAAGGUAUCGAAUGCGUUUCUCAAGGAUGUUGGUCGAUGUUUACUCCAAUGCUUCCCACAAUUGUGUGAAGUUGGCUGGAUGUUCUUUGGGUGGUGGACCAUUCUUGAUACACACAGGAAACUGUUGAGCGUGAAAAACCCAGCAGCGUUGCAGUUCUUUACACAAACCGGUGCGCCUGGCACCUACUACCGCACCCCGUUCAAAGGCACUUUACAGUGCCUUCAGAAAUCCCUUGACUUCUUCCUCAUUUAGUUGUGUAACAGAAUUUCAAAUAGAUUAAAUUGAGAUUUUUUGUCACUGGCCUACACACAAUACCCCGUAAUGUCAAAGUGGAAAUAUGUUUUUCGGAAUUUUUACAAAUGUAAUAAAAAAUGAAAAGCUGAAAUGGCUUGAGUCAAGUAUUCAACCCCUUUCUUAUGGCAAGCCUAAAUAAGUUCAGGAGUAAAAAAUUAGCUUAACCAGUCACAUAAGUUGCAUGGACUGACUGUGUGCAAUAAUAGUGUUUAACAUGCUUUUUGAAUGACUACCUCAUCCCUGUACCCCACACAUACAUACAAUUAUCUGUAAGGUUACUCAGUCGACCAGUGCAUUUCAAACAUAGAUUCAACCUCAGACCAAGGAGGUUUUCCAAUGCCUUGCAAAGAAGGGCACCUAUUGGUAAAUGGUUAAAAAAAAAAAGCAGACAUUGAAUAUUCCUUUGAGCAUGGUGAAGUUAUUAAUUACACUUUGGACGGUGUAUCAAUACACCCACUCACUACACAGAUGCAGGCGUCCUUGCUAACUCAGUUGCCGGAGAGGAAGGAAACCGCUCAGGGAUUUCACGAUGAGGCCAAUGGUGACUUUAAAACAGUUACUGAGUUUAAUGGCUGUGAUAGAAAAUUGAGGAUGGAUCAACAUUGUAGUUACUCCACAAUACUAACGUAAUUGACAGUGUAAAGAAGGAAGUCUGUACAUAAUAAAAAAAAUAUUCCAAAACAUGCAUCCUGUUUGCAACAAGGCGCUAAAGUAAUUAACUUUUUGUCCUGAAAAGUGUUAUGUUUGGGGCACAUUCAAUACAACACAUUACUGAGUACCACUCUUCAUAUUUUCAAGCAUAGUGGUGGCUGCAUCAUGUUUUGGGUAUGCUUGGAAUCGUUAAGGACUGGGGAGUUUUUCAGGAUAACAAAUAAACGGAAUGGAGCUAAGCACAGGCAAAAUCCUAGAAGAAAAUCUGGUUCAGUCUGCUUUCCACCAGACACUGGGAGAUGAAUUCACCUUACAGCAGGACCGUAACCUAAAACACAAGGCCAAAUCUACACUGGAGUUGCUUUACCAAGAAGACUGUGAAUGUUCCUGAGUGGCCAAAUUACAGUUUUGACUUAAAUCUGUUUGAAAAUCUUUGGCAAGACUUGAAAUGGUUGUCUAGCAAUGAUCAACAACCAAUUUUGACAGCGCUUGAAGAAUUUAGAAAAUAAUAAUGGGCAAAUAUUGUACAAUUCAGGUGUGCAAAGCUCUUAGAGACUUACCCAGAAAGACUCACAGCUGUAAUCUCUUCCAAAGGUGAUUGUAACAUGUACUGACUCAGGGGUGUGAAUACUUAUGUAAAUGAGAUAUUUCUGUAUUUCAUUUUCAAUACAUUUGCUAAAGUUCUAAAAACAUGUUUUCACUUUGUCAUUAUGGGGUAGAUGGAUGAGAAAAAAAAAUAUUUAAUCUAUUCUGAAUUCAGGGUGUAUCACAACAAAAAUGUGCAGUUAGUCGGGGUAUGAAUACUUUCUGAAGGCACUGUGUCUUUUGUCUUGCCCAUUAAACCUCUGAAUGGCACACAUACACAAUUCAUGUCUCAGUUGUCUCAAGGUUUAAAACCCCUUCUUUAACCUGUCUCCUCUCCUUCAUCUACACUGAUUUGAAGUGGAUUUAACAAGUUACCUCAAUAAGGGAUCGUAGCUUUUACCUGGAUUCACCUGGUCUGUCUAUGUCGUGGAAAAAGCAGGUGUCCUUAAUGUUUUGUGCACUCAGUGUAAGUGAAGAUAUGUGCACCACGUCAUUGCUCUCUCUCUGGCUCGACUGUGUGGGCAUCUUGUUAGCUCUCACUCAAAUGGAAAGGGCUGAAGCUCAUUGGCUAGAACUCAAAUUGCUAGGGGCUGGCUCACGUGGGGGAAAAUGUAUGGGAAAUGGUGCAAUACAGCUUCCAAAAAAACUGUCGCUUUCAAACUAGGGAUUUUGUGUCUAAUUGAGGUAAGACAGUAAUUCAGAUCAUAGAUUAUGCAUGUAUGAACUACACAUUGACACAUUCAGCCCAUAGCGGGAGGUUUAAAAAAUACUUAGUAGUCGCCAAAGUUCCCGAUCAUGUCUUUAAGAAUCUUGAUGGUAAGCAUGUUGUUAAUAACUCAGUCGUUAGUCGAAAGAAAGUGAAUGGAUAAAGGUCAGAGAAUAUCUUCCUUUGACUACUUGUGACUGCUCUGUUUUACAGGUAGGACAGGGCUACCCUCAUGACCCCCCGAAGGUGAAGUGUGAGACAAUGGUGUACCACCCAAACAUUGACUUGGAGGGCAAUGUCUGCCUAAAUAUCUUGAGGUACACAACCUGCACUGUGGCCACUUUGUUGGCACUUUGUGGUCACUUUGUUUUCAUUGUCUGGUUUGAUAAUUCAGAAUGACUACAGAAUUCUACAUUUUUACUAUUAUACUGAGCAGUGUCUUUAACAUCUAUUUUUCUCUUACAGAGAGGACUGGAAGCCUGUGUUGACAGUUAACUCGAUCAUAUAUGGACUACAGUAUCUAUUUCUAGUGAGUACAGGGAAUAUUCUAUUUCCAAUUUUGCCCAGCCAAGUUUGAUUACUCUUCCUUGUUCACCAUGCUUAGAAUCAGGAAUGUAGCAGGAUGUACAGUGCAUUCGGAAAGUAUUCAGAUCCCUUGACUUUUUCCACAUUUUUGUUACGUUACAGCCUUAUUCUAAAAUUGAUUAAAUAAUUUUUUUCUCAUCAAUCUACACACAAUACCCCAUAAUGACAAAGCGAAAACAGGUUUUUAGAAAUUGUAGCACAUUUAUUAAAAAUACAAACAUAAAUAACUUCUUUACAUAGGUAUUCAGACACUUUGCUAUGAGACUCAAAAUUGAGCUCAGGUGCAUCCUGUUUCCAUUGAUCAUCCUUGAGAUGUUUCUACAACAUGAUUGGAGUCCGCCUGUAGUAAAUUCAGUUGAUUGGACAUGAUUUGGAAAGGCACACACCUGUGCAUGUCAGAGCAAAAACCAAGCCAUCAGGUCGAAGGAAUUGUCCGUAAAGCUCCGAGACAGGAUUGUUGUCGAGGCACAGAUCUGGGGAAGGGUACCAAAAACUUUCUGCAGCAUUGAAGGUCCCCAAGAACACAGUGCCCUCCAUCAUUCUUAAAUUGAAGACGUUUGGAACCACCAAGACACUUCCUAGAGCUGGCCACCCGGCCAAACUGAGCAAUUGACAGAGCUCCAGAGUUCCUCUGUAGAGAUGGGAGAACCUUCCAGAAGGACAACCAUCUCUGUAGCACUUUACCAAUCAGGCCGUUAUGGUAGUGGCCAGACUUUAUUUGUAUUUUAUUUAACCUUUUAUUUAAAUAGGUUACUGACUGAAGCCAGACUGAGGCCACUCCUCAGUAAAACGCACAUGACAGCCCGCUUGGAGUUAAAGGACUCUGACCAUGAGAAACAAGAUUCUAUGGUCUGAUGAAACCAAGAUUGAACUCUUUGGCCUGAAUGCCAAGCGUCACGUCUGAAAGAAACCUGGCACCAUCCCUAUGGUGAAACAUGGUGGUGGCAGUAUCAUGCUGUGGGGAUGUUUUUCAGCGGCAGGGACUGGGAGACUAGUCAGGAUCGAGGGGAAAGAUGAACGGAGCAAAGUACAGAGAUCCUUGAUGAAAACCUGCUCCAGAGCGCUCAGGACCUCAAACUGGGGUGAAGGUUCACCUUCCAACAGGACAACGACCCUAAGCACACAGCCAAGACAACGCAGGAGUGGCUUCGGGACAAGUCUCUGAAUGUCGUUGAGUGGCCCAGCCAGAGCCCGGACUUGAACCCGAUCGAACAUCUCUGGAGACCUGAAAAUAGCUGUGCAGCAACGCUCCCCAUCCAACCUGACAGAGCUUGCGAGGAUCUGCAGAGAAUAAUGGGAGAAACUCCCCAAAAACAGGUGUGCCAAGCUUGUAGUGUCAUACCCAAGAAGCCUCCAGGCUGUAAUCGCUGCCAAAGGUGCUUCAACAAAGUACUGAAUACUUACGUAAAUGUGAUAUCAGUUUUUAUGUAAUUUCUUUAGUUAGCAAACAUUUCCAAAAAACGGUUUUUGCUUUGUCAUUAUGGGGUAUUGUGUGUAGAUUGAUGAGGGGGGGGGAAACAAUUUAAUCAAUUUUAGAAUAAGGCUGUAACGUAACAAAAUGUGGAAAAAGUCAAGGGGUCUGAAUACUUUCCGAAGGCACUAUGGCUUUCAGAUUCUGAAAGAUUGGUCAACUGGUUGGAGCAGGUAGGAACACCUGGCAAAUAACCACGCCCUUCUCCUCCUCCUCAGGAGCCAAAUCCAGAGGACCCCUUGAACAAAGAGGCGGCGGAGGUCCUGCAGACGAACCGAAGGCUCUUUGAGCAGAAUGUCCAGCGGUCGCUGCGGGGGGGCUAUGUGGGCGCCACGUAUUUUGAGCGAUGUCUCAAAUAGCUCCUCGCCCAUUUUGCUUUAAUUUCCCCCCCCCCAAGACGCAUUACCGUUUACACACGCUGAGAUACUGACUGACACACAGACUUGAGUGGUCGGGGAG